UCAGUCGUCACCACCGCCCUGCCUGCAGUGUCAGUGAUUUCAGCUGAUGGAGAGGGUAGCGGCCUUCGUUGCAAUGGAUGAGGAUUUGGGAGCUGUUUCUGUUUUACGGAAAGGAAACCCCGUAAAAGAAAGCAAACGAAGUUUCGUAAAAUAAAUAUUUUCAACCCGUCAAAUGCGAUAAGAGUUUAUUCUGGGGAAGGAGCUGCUCUCUGUCCGCUGUGGGCUUUUCAGGGGGCUUUCCUGUAGGCAGCAGCUACAUUAAAGAGCCUGAACGCUGGGAGCAAUUUGGAAGAAUUACUCUAUCCCACAAUGGCAAAACAUGAGUGAGUAGCUCGGAAUUGCUGGUGCAAAAUAGUGUUGUUUGCAACUUAAUACAUAACGACAAGGAAUGUCGUUUGUGGGGUGGAGUAGCGGUAUAUUUAAUAAUACAUGAGCCGCGUGAAAAUUAGCAAAGAAAACUGCCGUAUGCUCGCGACGUGUUGACUUUUAUUAUUGCCUUUGCAAUAGUUGACAAUGUUUGGAAAAUACUCAACGGCACUGUCCUGUAACCUUUAGCUGACUUUAAUGUUAACUAACUAAAUAGCUUGCUUAAUUUCAAGCAACAGCGUUUCAUAUUUUUCUAAAAUAUCGAAAUGGAAUUUGUUACCAUUUGCUUGCUUGUCAGGACUAACGUUCAGGGAGAUCAUUGCUAGCUAGCUAGCUAACUUGUUAGCUAACUAAAUGCUACAUUUAGCUUGUUGGCAACGUAUACUAGCAACACGAGUUUGCUCAAAUAGUCUGUUAUUCAAUCUGGCUAUUGAGUAUUGGAGAUAAAAAGUCAAGGUACAAGCCAUGCGAGGACGAACACACUUAGGUGCCCUGAUUGGGCAAUGCAUGGGAAAUAUUGUAACAUAUUUGAUCUGAAAUAUUUUUUGUAAAAAAUGAUUGCUAAUCAAAAUAGAAACAGACGCAAACGGAAAAUUAGUUUUAACAGGGAAUGGAUCUUGGAUAGCUAGCCAGACCAUGCCAUUGGCGCAGUGAAGUUUUCGGGACCUGGUCAAGCAAAGUGUAGGGGACUUUGACCGGAUUAAGUUUGCGUGCCAAUGUUUCUGUUUUGUUCUUCAAUAAGCCUCCGGAAUGGCCUUUAAUUUUUGGAACUAUGUCUAAAGCAGCGACAAAAGAGAAGAAAUCUUUCAGCAAGAAGCUGUUCCGCAGGGGCUCAGUUCGCUCCGUGGGGAGUUUUAUGAACAGAGUCCUUAGGACUCUCUCAACAUUAUCUCAUUUUGGCACCGAGGAGCAUACUACAGAAGAUGAAAAGGACGACGGAGGUUUCACCUCUUUUAAGUUGGGAGGAUCUGUUCCUUCGGACGAUAGCGACUGUGGAAGUUUUCUAUUUGGAGAAAAGGUUCCCGGUGUGUCCGGUCUCAAGAACCAUGGAAACACUUGUUUUAUGAACGCAAUUCUGCAGUGUUUGAGCAACACAGAGCUGUUUGCAGAGUAUCUGGCAUUGGAGCAGUACCGCGAAGACGAUGGCAACGAAAAGCCCAAGUCAAACGGCGUGCUUUUGCAAAGGAAGGGUCAGCAGAGCAGAGGAGAGGUCACGGAGCAACUAUCUGGUCUGGUUCGAGCCUUGUGGACUUUUGAAUACACGCCACAGCACAGCCGAGAAUUUAAGAACGUCGUGUCGAAGAGCGCCCUCCAGUUCAGGGGCAACGCGCAGCACGACGCCCAGGAGUUCCUCCUCUGGCUUCUGGACAGGGUGCACGAGGACCUGAACAACAUCAUCCACCCCAACAGCAGGUCGUCCAUAAAGCCCCCGCUGGAGGAAGAUGACCCCGCCUCAGAAGGGCCCUCUCUUCCUGUGGCUGGCUCCUUCGUGCAGGAGCUCUUCCAGGCCCAGUACAGGUCCUCGCUCACCUGUCCCCAUUGCCAGAAGCAGAGCAACACCUUUGACCCCUUCCUCUGCAUCUCUCUGCCCAUCCCCUUGCCUCACACAAGGCCCCUGUACGUCACUGUGGUUUACCAGGGGAAGUGCUCUCACUGCAUGAGGAUCGGCGUGGCCGUGCCCCUGACCAGCACUGUGUCCAGGCUGAGAGAAGCCGUGUCCCUGGAGACCAAGAUUCCCACCGACCAGAUUGUUCUGACUGAAAUGUAUUACGAUGGCUUUCAUCGCUCCUUCUGUGAUGAUGACGACGAUCUCGAAAUUAUUCAAGAAAGUGACUCGAUCUUCGCCUUUGAGACGCCUGAGAUAUUCAGGCCAGAAAACAUUCGCUCACAGAGAGGAAGCCUUCAUGCAAAUUUAAACCAGAACAACCUGAAAUAUGGGGCGGAGCACAACCGAACGUCUUCCUACCUGCAAGGAGCUGUGAAGCCCACGCUGCCGACCAAUAAGAACGCAGGAGCGGACAAGAUCAUUCUGCUCGUGUGCAACAGGGCCUGCUCUGGCCACCAAAGCAGAAGGUUCGGCCACCCUUUCGUGCUGUACCUGGAGCGCACCGUGACCUGGGACGUCCUCCAGAAAGAGAUCCUGGAGAAAAUGCGCCACCUGCUGAGGCCCGGAGUCUACAUACAGGUGGGUGGAGCCGAGGUCGGGCCCUUCAGUCUACGCGUGGUGGGAGUUGUUGGAAUCACGUACCUCCUGCCUCGAGAGGAACAGCCUCUUUGCCACGCCUCUGUGGAGAGAGCGUACAAGUCCUGUGGGCCGGGGGGCCCGCCACACAUCAAAAUAGUCGUGGAGUGGGAUAAAGAGACCAAGGAUUACCUGUUUGGACACACCGAGGACGAGUACAUCCCGGACGCCGAGAGCGUGCGCCUGCAGAAGGAGCUGCACCACCAGCCCCAGUCCUGCACCCUCGCCCAGUGCUUCCAGCUCUAUACCAAAGAGGAGCAGCUGGCCCCGGACGACGCGUGGCGCUGUCCGCACUGCAAGCAGCUGCAGCAGGGCAGCAUCAAGCUCAGCCUCUGGACCCUGCCCGACAUCCUCAUACUGCACCUCAAGCGCUUCAGACAGGAGGGGGACCGGAGGAUGAAGAUGCAGAACAUGGUGAAGUUCCCCCUGGUGGGGAUGGACAUGGCGCCCCACAUGGUGAAGAGGAGCCAGAGCAGCUGGAGCCUGCCCUCGCACUGGUCGCCGUGGAGACGACCCUACGGCAUGGGCCGCGACCCAGAGGACUACUUGUACGACCUGUACGCCGUGUGCAACCACCACGGGACCAUGCAAGGGGGCCAUUACACAGCCUACUGUAAGAACUCCAUUGACGGGCAGUGGUACUGCUUUGAUGACAGCGAUGUGCAGCCCAUAUCUGAUGAUGACGUUUGCAAGCAGACUGCCUACAUCCUGUUUUACCAAAGGAGAGCCACCAUUCCCUCUUGGUCGGCCAACAGUUCUGUUGCUGGUUCCACCAGCUCCUCCUUGUGCGAGCACUGGGUCAACCGGCUGUCGGGCAGCAAGCAGCCCAGCGUGGCCUCCGCCGCCUCCUCCCGCCGCACCUCCCUCGCCUCCCUGUCGGAGUCCGUGGAGUUCACCGGGGAGCGCAGCGAGGAUGACGGACCCGCUCCCAUGCUGAGGGGGUUCUCCACCCGGCCCUUCGUGCGGAGCGUCCAGCGGCAGAGCCCGUCCUCGCGCUCGUCCGUCGCCAGCCCCCUGGCGGCGAGCGAGAACGGGGUCAAGCCGUCGUGGUCGCUGAGCGCCAAGCUCCAGCUGAGGUCCGGCUCGCCCUCGCGCUUCUCGCUGGACUCGCACUCCUCCGGCACGCUGGAGCGGAUCGGGGAGGCCGCCGACGACAAGGUCUCCACCUCCUGCUUCGGCGGCUACGGCAAGAGCGAGCGGCCGGCGGGCGGCAAGGCCCCGCUGGCGGUGAUGGAGGGCGCGGCCAGCGACGACGGCAGCAGCCGGAGGUCCGUGGAGGAGCCGUACUGCAAGGCCUCGCCGCAGGCCGACAAGAGGGGCCCCAAGCCGGAGCCCGUCGACAACAACAACCAGGCGCCGCCCGCCGAGCUCAAGGAGCCCAAGAGGCGGGGCAGCGGGGGCGGGGCCGCGCCCAAGCCCGAGAGCGCCGGGCCCAAGAGGAGCUCCUCCAGGGCCACGCCCGAGCCGGAGAAGAGCUCCAAGAAGCGGCAGGCGUCCGCGGCGGCUCGCGGCUCCCCCGCCUCUCCGGUGUCGGCCGGCCCUCAGGCCAAGGGCCCGGCCAAGGCGACCUCGGCCAAGGACAGGGCCGACAUCUCCAGGGCCGGCAGGGCAUCGUCCGCCGGGACCCCCAGGAAGGAGCCGGCCAAGGCCCAGGAGGCGUCGUCCUCGGGUGCGGCCACGCCCAAGCAGCGCGCCGCCGCGGCGGCCACCCUGCCCCCUCCGUCCCCCGCCCGCAGGAAGCCCUCUGCGGCGACGGAGAGGGCCCCGGCCCCCGGGAAGAGCAAGCCUGCGGAGCGGAGCGCCGGCCGGGACCCCGCGCGAGCCUGCGCCAGCCCCCCCGCCGACAGGCCGGGCCCCGCCCGGGCCACCACCGCCGCCGGCGCCGCCGCACCCCGCUCCUCCCUGCCCCGCCCCCAGAGCGGCACGGUGCGCAGCUCCAGCAGCAGCUCCUCCGUCACCAGCCUGCGCUCCCCCGGCGUCCCCGCCAAGGACCUCCGGCGCAGCAGCAAGUCCGAGGACAAGGGCCUGUCCUUCUUCAAGUCCGCGCUGCGCCAGAAGGAGAGCCGCCGCUCGGCCGACUUCGGCAAGGCCACCAUCCUCGCCAAGAAGACGCCGGAGGGGGCGGCGCCGCCGCCACCGCGGCCCGGCGCCGAGGCCCAAAACAACGGCGCGGCGGGGCCGGGAGAGGGGGCAGGUAAGACGGCCCGGCAGGCCACCCCGGACCCCAAGGCGGGAAAGGCCGCCGCUAAGGAGGAGCCUCCUAAGGCCGCCGCCCCCGUAAAACGCUCCCUCCUGUCGCCCGGCAAGUCGAAGUCUUCCGCGGCCGGGACGGGCGCUCAGCCGCCCGCCAACGGGAAAAAGCCACCCGACAGGACGGCGUCCUCCAGAAAGCUUUCUUCCAGCAUGCGAUCGUCUGCACGACCAGCACACAAGCCUCAGUGAUAUACCAAUACCGUUUCCUUUUCUGUAAUGAAGCUUUUUUUGAUGUGCCUAAUAUAUAUAUAUAUAUAUCUAUUUAUAUAUAUAUUUUUUUCCUUUCCUAAAGAAAAAAACCUAUUGUAAAUUAUUAAAGCGCCUUUCUAUCCUGCCGUUGAACCAAAUAAUUGCCGUUGGCAAGAUCUGGUACAAGAGUCUACUGCUGUACACUAAACUGAUUAAUUACCUAGGAUUAUGUUUUAAUACAGCACUGUAUAUAGAUUUUUAUGCUGAAGAAAGAUAUGAUAUAUAUAUAUAUAUAUAUCAUAUUUCUCAUUAUAACCUAAUGGACUUCACUUUGAUUACAAGGUUAUUUUAGCUUCCUGUUACUGUAGCAUGCGUAAAAGAGGUUUUUCAGCAGGUUUCUUAAAAAAUAUUUACUCAACAAGGGAUUUAAAGUGGAUUGAUGAUUUAUCAUCGUUCCAGGAUAUAUUUUCAAGAGUGAUCAAACACGAAAGUUACUGUACUUUGUACCAAGUGCUGCUUAAGGGGCAAUAUUUCACAGCUUUUGUGAGGUUGGCUGUUUUUGUUUUUUUUUGCUUCUCAGAUUGAUGGUUAAAUGGCAGUAAUACCAGGGCAAUUCUAAAAUAUACUGAAUCUGCAAAAACUCUACCAUAAUCCCAAACUGUCUGAAUUACAUGGAGCCUUUAAUCAACUUUAAAGAAAGCUGCUUUCUGGCCUGCUGUGGUAGUGCAUGCGUGGGCCCGAAGGCUCAUUCUGUCCUUCAGUGCGAAAUAAUUUUUGCUGUACAACCAGCAUCUUGUUACGUAUCUGGCUUCUAAAACAAGACCAGUUCUUAAAAACGAAAUACAUUGGUAUCAACCCAAUGCCCCUUAUUGCCAUUGAACAUGUAUUUAAGGAAGCUCAGUAAGGAUUAAAUAAUGAACGUUUCCAGCACGCAUGGAAUGCUCUGUGCCAUACAAAGGUGCUCUUUCUGUUGCUCUGCCCAGUACUGUGCAGAGCAGGUCUAUCUGACCUCUGUGCACCGGUGUGGACUUGUGCCUUUCAAUAGGUGUCUCAUAGGAUUCAUGAACUAAAUAGAAUUUUAACGGAACUAAAUGUGAAAAUGACAUGUAACAUCAGGCAUGGCAGUCGGUUUAUUGGAAAACAGUUUAAGAGGCUCUAGGUUUUUUUUGGGUUUCCUUUCAGUUGAUUUUGGUUCAGUUUGCCAUUCUGUUAAGGUCUGUCCUGCUCCUAGCACAGCGUGUACAGUUACGUAAAGUUUUGUAUAAUUUUGAUCAUGUAUGAUUUGGUAGAGGUCCAAUACUAAUGUUCUGUCCUCGAUUUUGUUUUGCAUUGACCCCAUCUCCUGUUUUUGUCUCAGAACCAGGUGGGUGACCUUUCCUUUAUUUCCUGGCCGUGUUUAUGCGUCUGUAUAAAUGCGUGUCCAUGCAGUGCAUGUGAUGCUUGCUGCUGCUGAUGUCAUUAAAGGUGGCAGCUCGGCAGGGAAUGUUGGUUUUUUUUGGGAGAGAGCCACCUUAUCUGUCCUCCUGACCGGCUGCCAGAGGGGCGCGGUGGGAGGGGGUGCGGGGGUGACCCCUCUGGUGCUUUCGGCCGACGUGCGUUUGGACCCGCGAGCUGGAGACGGCCCCUGAGCGACGGCGGUUUUGAUGAGUCGCGCGUUAGCGAGGAGCUCCCGCCGCCGAGCCUCUCCGCCGUGCGGCGGGACAGGAAGAGGCCCUGCUGCCAGGGCGUUUGAGGGCGGAGGGCCGUCACAACGGAGCCGCCUCCAGCUCCGCGCGUCGCCGUCGGAAACAAAGCGGAAGUGCUAAGGCUGGCGUUGCGCUCGCUUUGACACCACCCCCCCCCUCCCCACCACUUUUUUACACCUCGUUUCCUCUGGCUGCGCGUCCGCUCUCAUUCGUUCCCCUGCUGUCCAUGUCCGCCAGGAGCCACGUUCGCUCAUCUUCUCUGUAUGAGUGGCUGUAUGAAACCUUUACUGCGGUCUGUUUAUUGUAGUACUGGGCAAGAGGCAGCAGUAUACAAUAUAUUGGGCCUGUUGAAAAUGUUCAUUUUCUAACGAUUAGCGGAGCAGUUUUCAACAGUGUACAAAGUUUUGUACUGUCACAAAUUGUUGAAAGGAGCGUUUCACUUGGCAAUAAGGUUUGUGCUGUGGUUGAUAUCACAUUACCGUUCAAAAUCCUGAUCGUUGUAUUCAUUUUAAAAAUUGAACUGUGACAUAUUGUUUCACAAAGAAAGUUGAACACGUUUGAUUCGGUCGAGACGAUACCUGAAAAACAGCGCGAUUUAAUAGCGGGUGAAAUAUUGCCCUUGACGUUGCAGCAGUACUGCUUCUCACUGUCCUGCAUUAUGCUGCCAGCCACCGCCGUCACGCACAAAGAGUUCUGCUCAAAAUGAAAUCCAGGGCUGACGCGUGCCUUUCAGCUCAGAGAACAGCAUCGUGAGGGGAAAACGCCGACCGGGGCUCUGCGACGGUCAUAAAAAACCAAUAACUCCCCGAACGCCGCCUGUGGCAAAACCCGCCAGUAACCUGAGCGAACGGUUUCCACCGGCGUCCGGCAGCGCUAGCACAAGGCCCCGGAGUCAGGAAAUAAACCAAACAGCGGCACGCCGCGCGUGGAGUCUCGGGUCAGAAAACGCCAUUUUGAGAUGAGAACCGCUGCGGUCCCCUGCUGAGCGGUGUACUUUCGAUUAGCAGAGUCCAUCCAGCCCUUUGGCCAUCCUUUAUAUUAAUGUCAUAGUUGAAAUGUAACAACACUAAUACACGCCCCCCUCAUUUUGGCUUUCGCGCUUAAACAGACCGAGCGGCUUUCUAAGCGACGCGCUGAUCUGUACGCCGAAAAAAAUGCUUUAUGGAAGCAAUUUUGCAUGAUACUGCUGAUGCAUGCACUUAACUAUGCAAGCAACUGUUGCUAAUGGCUGCACUGAAUGAGUGAAAAUGCUAAUGUGUAAGACCAGUACCUAUAUAUUUUACUGUAUUUUUUCAAAUGCCAGCAGCAGAGCACGAAUACUCAGCUUUUGAUGGUUUAUCUAAAUUGAAAUGACUCUUGAGAUUGCCAUGUGCUCGCCCUAAGUUGUGCUCAUUUGCUAUCGGACUUUUAACCCAACACCCUUGAGCCGAUGAACAGUAGGUCCUGUGUUUUAUUUCCUGUUUGAUUUUGUUUCAUGUUCUGUGUAAUAAGCUUUUUUAAGGGGCAGGCUAAUGCCUUCAGAAACAUACCUGACCCUUUUAGUAAAUGGAAAAACUAACUGCCAUCUUUUCAAUAUAUUCUUACUUGGAUAGUUUCUGUGUGAAGUGAGGUGUGAUGUGGGUGUUCCUGCAUUAUCCCGUAGAGGUCCCAGGUACCUGCUAAGGCAUUAGCUUGCCCCUGACAGAUUGAAUCAGCCAGGUUUAUUCCAUCUAAAUACCCCUGCUUGCAACGAUGCUGCCAAGUUCCGAUUUCCACAAUCACCUUUCUGAUGUCUCGCGUACGUUUAUGCUCUCAUUGGUCGGACUUUGGUCACAUGCUUGACUCCAUUCCGUAUCGUAACAGCCUUCCGAACAUUUCAGUUCAGGCCCGGAUUGAACGGUGAGUGUCUUUUCGAGACCACGUUCUUAGAACAAGAUUACAGUCACUUGCGUGGAAUACACGUCUGAACGUUCCACCAGUGUUCAUCCACCACUUAACACAAGUGCUGAAUGAUUUUAAGAACAUGUAUGGAUGCUUUUGUAUUUUAAAAAAAAGUUUUAGUUAGGGUACUGGUGGCUUUAUUUUGUGUGUACCUGGGAACUUUGGUAAUCUUAAAAGUACUAAUAGAGUUGGAGUCAUGGUUAGGGUUGCAUUUUUUGAAGGAAGGUUUUGUGUUUCAGUAAUAUAUCAUAACUUAUGAUCAAUAUUAAAUAACUUUAAAGACAAAUGUUUCCAAGUACUUCCUUCUUGAUCAACACACUGGACUAAUGACUAAUAGUUUCAGAUGGCAUGCCAGGUUACUGUGCACUACAUGUUCUGGUUUAGUGUUUUAUCAGUAUGAAAACAUGUCUUCCAGAAUGUUGUUUUUAAAUGAAAGUUUUCAUUGAACUAUACUGAGAAUGGUUAAGUACAAAAUGUACAUUUAAUUUAUUUGGGGCAAGUGCAUGAAACUGAGUCGAUGCUUUUUGUUUAUUUAUUUGUAUAUUUUAAUAUUUGAGUAUGCACUUUUAAUAUACAUAUGUUUCUUUUUAUAUCAUUUUUUUAUGUUUGAAAGAGUGAAAAACAUUUGUAUAAUGACAUUUUUUUCAAAUAUGAGGAAAAAAGGUGAAAUGUAAUAAAAAAACAAAUU
Messenger RNA from Anguilla rostrata (American eel), 9343 nucleotides. RefSeq names its product ubiquitin carboxyl-terminal hydrolase 31-like. Gene Ontology annotation, molecular function: cysteine-type deubiquitinase activity. Bases 1139 to 5050 code for a protein of 1303 amino acids. The record is from RefSeq and is a predicted model, not a curated record. The transcript is spliced from 17 exons. NCBI's taxonomy places the organism in Eukaryota, Metazoa, Chordata, Actinopteri, Anguilliformes, Anguillidae. Gene Ontology annotation, biological process: protein deubiquitination.